This is a messenger RNA of Clupea harengus (Atlantic herring), 1277 nucleotides long. It is a transcript of the gene gls2b, whose product is annotated as glutaminase kidney isoform, mitochondrial-like. Lineage: Eukaryota; Metazoa; Chordata; Actinopteri; Clupeiformes; Clupeidae. The annotation marks the transcript as partial. Gene Ontology annotation, biological process: L-glutamine catabolic process. The record is from RefSeq and is a predicted model, not a curated record. Gene Ontology annotation, molecular function: glutaminase activity; protein binding. The transcript has 13 exons.
AGUUUAGUCUGCUGGUCGUCACUUGAUCAUGCUCAGGGCCUCUCACUUUGGCACCACAAAAUACUCGCUCACGGCUGAAGAGCUCCGGUAACGCAGGAGUUGCGGAAUACUUCGUGAAAGAUGUGACAAGAGCGUCCGUCUCUAGAUUUCGGAAAAAUAUGAACAAACGAAGGUACAGUGGAACCUCUUACAGGAGGAAGCACUAUGGUAACGGAUUCUCCGAAAUGCAUAUUCAUAAUGAAAAAAGAACGGGUCUUUUCUCGGCACUGGAAGACAUGCUUUUCUACACAAUCACACAGGGAGAGGAGAAAAUCUCUAUUUCUCAGUUCAUCUCCGCUCUGAGGAGCACGGGCCUUCUGAUCACAGACCCCCGCCUGAAGGACUGCAUGGAGAAGCUCCACCUGACCGUACGCGACUCGAUCACUGAAGUCAUGAUGGACAAAGAGCUCUUUAGAAAGUGUGUUGGUGGGAAUAUUAUGCUGUUGUCCCAGGCCUUCCAGAAGAAGUUCAUAAUCCCGGAGUUUGAGGCUUUUGUGAGCAAGAUAAACGAGAUUUACACCAAGGUCCAUGCAGAGCAGAAAGGGCAUGUUGCAGACUAUAUUCCUCAUUUGGCGAAGUUCAAUCCAGAGCUUUGGGGUGUUUCGCUGUGUACUGUGGAUGGACAAAGGCACUCUGUGGGCGACACUAAGAUGCCCUUCUGCCUGCAGUCGUGCGUGAAGCCGCUGGAGUAUGCCAUCGCUGUGCACGAGGCAGGCUCUGAGGUUGUGCACCGGUAUGUGGGAAAGGAGCCCAGUGGCUUUAAGUUCAACAACCUGUCGCUGGACGAGGACGAUAAACCACACAAUCCUAUGGUCAACGCUGGAGCAAUUGUAAUCAGCUCUCUCAUCAAGCCUGGCACCAACAAGGCAGAGAAGUUUGACUAUGUGAUGGAAUUUGUGAAGAAGAUGGCUGGCCAGGAGUAUGUAGGGUUCAGUAACGCAACGUUCCAAUCGGAAAAGGAAACUGGAGACAGGAACUUUGCCAUUGGAUACUACAUGAAGGAGAAGAGGUGUUUCCCACAUGGGGCAGAGAUGAUUGAUGCAUUGGACUUUUAUUUCCAGCUGUGCUCUAUAGAGGUCACUUGUGAAUCAGGAAGUGUGAUGGGUGCCACGCUGGCUAAUGGAGGCAUCUGUCCAAUCACAGGCGAGCGAGUGCUGAGCGCAGAGGCCGUUAGGAACACGCUCAGUCUCAUGCACUCCUGCGGCAUGUAUGACUUCUCUGGAGAGUUUGCUUUUCAU